UAUUAGUAGAUACAGGAUCAUAUGCAUCCAAAAAAAAAAAAAAAGAAAAAAAAGAAAAAAUAAAUAAAAAUAAAAAGCUCUUCUGGUUUCAAUGUUUAUAAUUUUAAAAAUAUGUUGAAUGCAUAUAGCAUGGUGAACUUGUUGUUGAAUCAAAUACAUUGAUUGGUUGGAUAUUUCAAAUUUUAUAAAGUGUGCAGAAGUAAUACUUUCAUUCUCUUGCAGAGAUCUACAAUGCCACCGAAACGGAAGCAAACUCCAGCCAAAAACCCAACAAAGAGGCAAAAAAUGGCCACCAAGCAACCUGAAGUGACACCACAGCCUACUACAGCCAUUGAGCACCCUGAAGUGAUCCCGGGGCCUGCCUAUGGACAAAUUGAUUAUAACAAACUAGCUGAAGCCAUGUUAGCCAUAUCUAAGCAACAACCUGAAAACGCCCCCUCGCAAAACACAUCAGAUGACAGACAGAUGCCUGUGACCUUGGAAUCUCCUUCCACAUCUCAAAGUGCUGAGCCAGCAACGACUUCCACAUUGGGAACUCUUUUGGAUCAAAUUUUCCUUGGGGACCGCUCUACACACAAGGACUUAAGCCCACUGAGAGGCCUUCAGGAUAGCACCUCACUUGAAUCCCAGUCAAACAGUGGUGCCCAAGGACCUCUUGUCGAUUUGAGCCCAAUCAGUAGGCAAUUGCUGACUUCAUCUCUUUCAUCAUCCACAGCCCUAGCAUAUCGCAAAAGUUGGCAGUAUUUACUGAAAUGGAAGCCAGGACUUUCACUACCAAUAUCGGUGACUGAUGUAUGUAACUUCAUUGGUGUAUUGUUCUCCAAUAACUACUCCCCCAGUUCUAUUUUAUCACAUAUGUCGGCUAUCAGUUUUGUUCAUAAAAUUUGUAAUAUGUCAGACCCCACUCAGGCAUUUGUGGUUAAGAAAAUUCUUAAAGGCUGUCAAACAUUGGGCCCAAGGAAAGACACUCGCUUACCAAUAACUGCACCUAUUCUACAAAGACUAGUACAGGCCCUUGAUCACACAGUCAAACUCUUCUCGCUAAGAGUGCUGUUUCGUGCAGUGUUUUUGAUGGCUUUCCAUGCGUUUUUAAGGUUAGGGGAACUAACAGUGAAAUCUGCAAAGGGUAGCGAUAAAGUUUUGCAAAGGGAAGAUGUAACAUUUGAACACAAAUCAAACUCGAUUGUAGGAGUUCAAAUCAUCAUGAGAGAAUACAAAACAAACAAACACAACAAACCGUUAGUAAUUUACCUGCAAGCAAGUCCAAAUUCCCAAUAUUGUCCAGUUCAGGCAUUGUCUAACUAUGUUCAAACUUUCAACCACAAGACUGGACCUUUGUUUCAAACAAUGGAUGGUUCACCUGUGUCUUAUUCAUUAGUAACUACACAUUUGAAGACUGCAAUACAAUUUAUUGGAUUAGAUACAGAUAGCUUUAAGGGUCACAGUUUCAGGAUUGGUGCUGCUACUCAUGCAGCCUCCUUAGGCUAUUCUGAACAAGUUAUUCAAAAAUUAGGCAGGUGGAAUUCUGAUGCCUUUCGUCGAUACAUUAGAAUCCAGUCAUUUAAAAUAUAGGCAUUUGUAAAUAUACAUUGUAUUUCUCAUUGACAUACUCGACUCGAUGCUACCAUAAAAGCCUUCUCAGGGGUUUACAUUAAAUGUCAAAAUUACAAUAGGUAACUGAUCUAAACCGUCUAAAGAAAACGUAACAUACAGUCGGAACCAGGUCAGAAGUCAUCUGUUGGUUUCGUAUUGUAUCCAUAAAGAUUUAUAGUCCGAAAUGAUCUAAACUGUCUAAAGAAAACGUAACAUACAGUAGGAACCAAGUCAGUAGUCAUCUGUUGGUUCCGUAUUGUAUCCAUAAAGAUUUAAAGUCCCAAUUACAUUCUCUUUUGUUGGUCAGAAGUGGUCUGCAGCUAUAGGGCCCAAUUUGCAUGCAGCUUAGCCUAGGUUUCACAUUUUUGUUGACGGGGCAGAAGUCGUCUGCAAUCAACAAGUCCAAUACUAAGAACUAGAACUGCCAUUGUGCCUGGCUUGUACCGGUAGUCCACGUUUAUUGUAUUUUCCUAAAAGCAUUUUUAUAGUUGAAAGCCUUUUACAGUUUUCGAUAACAUUUAGUAGUUACUGUUGUAUGUUUUAUAUUGUACCUGUAAAUAUGUAGAUAUAGAAACUUGUCUGAUAUUUACAAUUUUAAAAAUUUUAUACAUUUUUUUAUGGCUUGUGUUUUGCGUCUCCUGCCAAGACGCCUUUGGGUGGGUGGAUCCAAUUUGCAAUUGGAUUGUGGCUGUGUUUUAUGUUCUUUUACCCACCUUUUUUGAUAGCAGGCAGCAAUGUAACACAUUUAUUUUCAUGUAUGUUUAGAACUUUUUAUGUUUAAUAGGGGGUCAACUGAAGAUAUAUAAUAUGUAUACUAUACAUGACAAUGUUUUUCCAGGUUUUGAUUUCUUAAUUAGUCUGCUGGUUGAUCCCCCUUUUUUCUAUUGUAUAUCAUUUACAAUGACAUUAUGGUGCUGGGGGUCAGAUUGUGCAAUAUUGUGAUAAAGAUAUGUAAUAUUUUAUAUUUAAGUCCCCUUUCCUGACCCCCUUUCUUGUAUUGUAAAUAUGUUUUACUACUUUUACGUCAUUUACUUCAAUAAAUGACAUUUUUCACUUCAAUGAUGUUGUUUGUUUUUGCCUGCUUUAGCCAAAAAACAAGCUCAGUUGUCUGGCAGGAGAACUAAGGAACAUAAAUAAGUUAUUAUUGUAAAUAAUGACCUUUAUGUGACAUGUUCUUGUAUAUUUCUUUAUAUUAAAUUAUUGUAUAACAAUGUCUCUUUUGUAAUAGACUUAUGCAAUGUGUCAUCCGGGCUUUACUUAUGUAACUUGAUUUACCCCUUUCCGUAUUGUUUUCAACCAAUCAGCAAAGCGCUUUGCUAUCACGUGUCCAUUGUUUAUCUUUUUGCCAGAAGAGAAAGUCACGUCAUUUGUACUGCUCAAUUUUUUGUACCCACCAUCCAUCCCCUUCUUCCUCCAUGUGUUUUAUGUUCUUUUACCCACCUUUUUUGAUAGCAGGCAGCAAUGUAACACAUUUAUUUUCAUGUAUGUUUAGAACUUUUUAUGUUUAAUAGGGGGUCAACUGAAGAUAUAUAAUAUGUAUACUAUACAUGACAAUGUUUUUCCAGGUUUUGAUUUCUUAAUUAGUCUGCUGGUUGAUCCCCCUUUUUUCUAUUGUAUAUCAUUUACAAUGACAUUAUGGUGCUGGGGGUCAGAUUGUGCAAUAUUGUGAUAAAGAUAUGUAAUAUUUUAUAUUUAAGUCCCCUUUCCUGACCCCCUUUCUUGUAUUGUAAAUAUGUUUUACUACUUUUACGUCAUUUACUUCAAUAAAUGACAUUUUUCACUUCAA
Molecule: messenger RNA, 3379 nt
Organism: Saccostrea cuccullata (small rock oyster)
Lineage: Eukaryota; Metazoa; Mollusca; Bivalvia; Ostreida; Ostreidae
Product: integrase/recombinase xerD homolog
Exons: 2
Coding region: 232-1572 (446 amino acids)
Biological process (GO): DNA integration; DNA recombination
Molecular function (GO): DNA binding
Source: RefSeq, a predicted model, not a curated record